ACUGCAUGAGUCGGUGCUGCGGCGCACUUACCGCCACCACGAUGUCUUGACCGCGGCGAGCGCGGGUCUCGUGGGCUCCUUCCCUCGUGUGCGGUGCGGUGGAGCCCCCGUCGCGCCUCAACGACAUGGGGGUUCCCGUCCAUCCCAGCCGCCUGAGUGAGAGCGGCCUACAUUAAAGACGAGGCCGUCCUCCGUCCCGAGUCGAGUAGGGUUUGUUCUCCAUCGUCUUACCAAAAUCCAUUGGGUGACACCAGUCCACUCCGCCAUCAUCUCCUCACGAUCGGACGUCCGACGAUCGACAGAGCUAGAAGUCUCCUUUAUUUCUCUCCGAGACCAGUCAUCCUCUCCUCUACCGCACAUCAUCUACCCCAAGACUGCCGUCCUGCAGUAUUGUGCAAACCGCCAAGAUGACGACGGGCACGAGCACACCCACGUCUUCGUAUGAUGGCGCUCCCAGUCCGCGCAUCGAGAUGGAGACCAGCGACAGCUAUUUCCCUUCUUCCGCCACAGCAGCCAACAGCAGCAGCAGCACGAGCGCGAACUCCACAGCCACUAGCACGCCAGGAUACUCCUCCGCUUCAUCCUCCACAGUCGGCCCCCGACCACCACCCGUGAAACAGACGUCCUCGGGCGUCGGGCCGUACCCGCUGUCGGCGCUCGAUCGCCACCACGCACUUCCCGAAGAGGAACUCGACCUCGAGAAGCAGCUCGCCAAGCCGCCCUUGCCGAGAUCCCUGCACAGCUCGCUCAGGGCGGCGGCCGCAUCGGAGCGGAGGAAACUGGUCGGUGACGACCCUGAGACGAAGGCGCAGCGGCUUGCGGAGGCCAAGAAGGAAUGGGCGAGCUGGGCGGCGUGAGGACGGCAACGCGUGGCGGUCCGUCGCGUUUCAUUGCGAUCAAACAGGUGUGACCGUAGUCGCUGUGACACGGCGCUUCAAAAUGGAGUUUGUAUCAGUUGGCGGAAGCCUUCUACUGGAGUUGAAUUUGCUUGCUCUUUGAAUCAUGGCGUUGUCUUCAUGACGUAACGAUCGCCCUAAUUAGGCACUAGAAUGCGCAGUCUGCUGGAAUAUAUAGCUUUAUUGGAGCUUAUUGAAGAUAC
Messenger RNA from Microdochium trichocladiopsis, 1099 nucleotides. RefSeq lists its product as uncharacterized. The record is from RefSeq and is a predicted model, not a curated record. Bases 408 to 857 code for a protein of 149 amino acids. The transcript has a single exon. NCBI's taxonomy places the organism in Eukaryota, Fungi, Ascomycota, Sordariomycetes, Xylariales, Microdochiaceae.